Xenopus laevis (African clawed frog) is the source of this 2230-nucleotide messenger RNA. It is a transcript of the gene pigt.L, whose product is annotated as phosphatidylinositol glycan anchor biosynthesis class T L homeolog. The record is from RefSeq and is marked provisional. NCBI's taxonomy places the organism in Eukaryota, Metazoa, Chordata, Amphibia, Anura, Pipidae. Gene Ontology annotation, biological process: attachment of GPI anchor to protein. Gene Ontology annotation, cellular component: GPI-anchor transamidase complex.
GGAACCGGAAGGGUUGCUAGGGUGAAAGAUGGCCGGCGCUGUGCUUUUAGCUGCUGUGUUGUGGGCCAGCGCCUGGACUGGGCAGUGUGCCGAGCCGCCUGGGGGUGAUUCUUUCAGAGAGGAGCUGCUCCUCACACCGCUGCGCUCUGGUGACAUCGCCGCCACCUUUCAGUUUCGGACCCGCCUGGAUUCCGACCUGAGGAAGGAGAAAGUCUCUCACUACAGGAUCUUCCCUAAAGUGCUGGGCCAGCUGAUCUCAAAGUACUCCAUUCAGGAACUGCACCUCUCCUUCACCCAGGGAUUUUGGCGUACAAAGUCAUGGGGCCCCCCUCUCCUGCAGGCCCCUACUGGAGCAGAACUCUGGGUCUGGUUUCAGGACUCCGUCACUGAUGUUAAUAAAAAUUGGAAAGAGCUCAGCAACAUCUUAUCUGGGAUUUUCUGUGCCUCUCUGAACUUCAUCGACUCUACCAACACAGUUACUCCGACCGCAUCCUUCAAGCCCCUUGGAGUGGCCAACAUUACAGAUCAUCGCCUGCUUAGAUAUGCUACCCUUCCCAGAGAGAUAGUUUGCACAGAAAAUCUAACUCCAUGGAAGAAACUGCUGCCUUGUGGGUCCAAGGCCGGCCUGGCAUCUCUUCUGAAAGCUGAGCGCUUGUAUCACAGCAGUUACCACUCCCAGUCUGUGCACAUAAGGCCAAUUUGCCAAAAUGCAGAUUGUUCGAGUGUCUCCUGGGAGUUGAGGCAAGCCCUCACUGUAGUGUUCGAUAUGUAUUCCAGUGGGCUGGGAAAACGAGAUUGGUCUAUUUUUAAAAUGUUUUCGCGUACUGUAACCGAGGCGUGUCCUCUUGCAUCACAAAGUAAAAUCUACGUUGACACUUCUGGCUGGGGAAAGGAAGUUGAUCUUUUUGAGCUGAACCCUGCUACAUCUUUGGAAAGACAGGUGGUGGUUCACGGAGACCGCAGAGUGUAUGCUGAAUAUGACCUUUCACAGCAGGGCGUUUUCUCCACAUCUAGGAAUCUAAAUGUAGCCCUUAAGUGGAAAGGACGGACCACCGAGUCAGGCCAGCUACAGCCUCCCCUCUUCCAUGCCCAACGAUAUGUGAGUGGAUAUGGGCUGCAGACUGGAGUGAUCAAUACUAUGGUAUUUAACAAUCACCCGUACAGAGCCUACCCUGUUAUGCUGCUGGAAACUGUGCCUUGGUACCUCCGCCUGUAUGUGCACACAUUGACCAUCACCACCAAGGGCAAGGAGAACAAGCCCAGCUACAUCCAUUAUGAGCCAGCGAAGGAUCGUCAGCGCCCACACUUGUUAGAGAUGCUGAUACAGCUGCCUCCGAACUCUGUUACUAAAAUCAGCAUCCAGUUUGAGAGGGCGCUGCUGAAAUGGACAGAAUACCCCCCUGAUCCUAACCAUGGCUUCUACAUCAGUCCCUCAGUUCUGAGCGUGCUCAUUCCCAGCGUUAUCAACCAAAAGACAGAUGAGCUGGAGGAAAGCACUCUCUUCAGCACUCUGUUUCCAUCAUCAGAUGGUUCUAGCUACUUCAUGCGUCUGUACACAGAACCCUUGCUGGUUAACCUUCCCACUCCAGACUUCAGCAUGCCCUACAAUGUCAUCUGCCUAACUUGCACUGUGGUGGCCGUGGGCUAUGGCUCCUUCUACAAUCUGCUCACCAGGACAUUUCAGGUUGAAGAUAGAAAAGGUGGUGGCCUGGCCAAGACUUUAGCCAAUAUCAUCCGCAGGUUGCGUGGGGUACCGCCUUUAUAAGAGGAUUUGUGUUCAGGACCCUUAAGCAUUGAAGGUUUGAGGACCCUUAAGCAUGAAGGGUUAAAUAGCAACUCCUGUUUGUGGUGGCAGAAGAGAAUGCUGGGAAAGGAACAGAGCUCGACUCUGCAGUUUUGUUACUACCAGUGCACUGUACCUUUAAUAAAUAAUAGCAGUAACACAAUUGCACAGUUGAGCUUUUCUUUCAUAGGAAUUACUGCACUGCAGGGAACUGGAAUAUUUCUGUCAUGCUUCAGGUAUGGAGGAAUUAAAACAGAAGAGUAAUGAUUAUAAUGGGGAAAUGUGAAGGAAACCAAUUUUACUGCCUUGUCUCUUAGAUACGAAGAGCUGAAAGUUUGCUUGACUGCAAUGUACACCUGAUACAUCAUUCAGGGUUUGGGGUAACUUAUGUUUGUUUGCUUUUGUUUUUUUUUUGUUAAUAAAAGUUUAACUUGGUUCAUUUUGUUA